Brugia pahangi is the source of this 1269-nucleotide messenger RNA. The record is from the annotation of a GenBank genome assembly. Lineage: Eukaryota; Metazoa; Nematoda; Chromadorea; Rhabditida; Onchocercidae.
AUGUCUUGUUCAGCUAUCUUUAUUUUGGACUUGAAAGGAAAUGUGAUAAUGUCACGGAAUUAUCGAGGGGACGUGGAAAUGUCUGUGAUUGAUUCCUUUAUGCCCCUUCUGAUGGAGAAAGAAGAUGAAGGUCUUUUAGCUCCAGUGUUGCAAAAGCAUAAUAUCAGCUAUGUUUACGUCAAGCAUCUUAACAUAUUUCUCGUUUCAAUAUCAAAGAAAAAUGUUAAUGUUGCAAUGAUGCUCGCUUUCCUUUAUAAGUGUAUAGAAGUCUUCAGUGAAUAUUUCAAGGAUUUUGAAGAAGAGUCAGUGCGAGAUAAUUUUGUCGUUUUCUAUGAGCUCCUGGAUGAGAUGAUGGAUUUCGGUUACCCUCAAACAACGGAGAGCCGAAUUUUACAGGAGUACAUCACACAAGAACGAUAUAUGCUCGAUAUCGCUCCUAGACCGCCAAUGGCGGUAACGAAUGCAGUCUCUUGGCGGUCGGAUGGUUUGAAAUAUCGUAAAAAUGAAGUUUUUCUUGAUGUUAUCGAGUCAGUUAAUAUGUUGGUUAAUGCUUCUGGCUCCGUGUUGCGAAGCGAAAUCGUUGGAACGAUUAAGAUGCGAGUACUUCUUUCCGGAAUGCCUGAAUUACGCCUUGGACUUAAUGAUAAAGUCCUCUUCCAAACAUACUCAAGAGGCCGAGGUAAAGCUGUAGAAUUGGAAGAUGUGAAAUUCCAUCAGUGUGUACGAUUAUCUCGCUUUGAAAACGAUCGUACCAUAAGUUUUGUACCACCGGAUGGAGAGUUUGAACUAAUGAAUUAUCGCUUAACAACAACUGUAAAGCCAUUAAUUUGGGUGGAAUCUUGCAUGGAAAAGCAUGCUCAUUCUAGAGUUGAAUAUAUGGUGAAGGCAAAAUCUCAGUUCAAACGUCAGUCUAUUGCAAAUCAUGUGGAGAUCAUUAUACCUGUGCCAAGUGAUGCAGAUUCACCUAAAUUCAAAACUUCUGUUGGUUCAGUAAAAUAUGUUCCUGAGCUCAGUGCGUUUGUUUGGAUGAUUCGCAGUUUCCCUGGUGGUCGUGAAUAUCUGAUGCGUGCGCACUUUUGUUUACCUUCGAUUAUAGGUGAGGAGACAGAGAGAAAACCACCAAUUUCAGUAAAAUUUGAAAUUCCGUAUUUUACAACGAGUGGACUUCAGGUUCGUUACUUGAAAAUUAUCGAAAAGAGUGGAUAUCAGGCGUUACCAUGGGUUCGUUAUGUCACACAAAAUGGAGAUUAUCAGUUAAGAAUGCAGUAA